CCGAACGGAAACAAUCCAAGGCAGACUGACGAGUUCAUUCUGGUAUGCGUGAAUUCAAAGAAGAUCCUAAUCAGAUCUGUCCUCCUCCCCCUUCUGUUUGCCGAAGCAGCACCAGGCAGGAUUCCCCAAGCCGCUUCAUCACUCCUCACGAUUCGCUGUCCAGGACAUCCUCCCGCCUCACCCCGGAAUCCGCGUUCAACCCUUCUCUGGCUGGGCUGGUCGUGGCCAGCCACUCCGAGACUCCCCACGGGGCAGACAGCAUCCUCUUCGGUCUCACACCCAUCCCGGGCUGCGGCGUGGGGAGUGGGUAAACAAGCCACCAACUCGUGGAAAACUUCCCCGCCAGAGAUGACUGGGGUUUUCGGGCUUCCCCAGCCCUCCCGCGCGGGGCCACAUGGCAUUCCUUAAAGUGGCGCCGCAACUAUUGCGGGUUCUGAGCUGCAGAGACCCGGGCGACGAGCAGCAACGCUUCCCUGGCAAGGAACAGAGCCUUUUAGCACCGAAUACGCCCAGGACGCGGCCGCCGCCAGCCCGGGGUGGCUGGCGGGGCACGGCGAGCGCAGGCAGACUUUGCGCCACGAUGCUUUGUUUUCCUGCCGCAGGAGCCGGAGGCGGUCUCUUCACACCAGACUUAACCCGCCCGCAGCAAUAGCCAUGGAAGUUGCGGCGGCACAGAGCGAGAGGGCACCGCUCGGCGCGGCAUCUUUUUUGGAUGUUUUUUCUCUACACAGAUCACUUCUUUCCUCCUUCUUCGGUGGCUGUUCCCGCAGCUGCGCCCCCGGUGUGUCAGCCCAAAGGUGCCACUAACGGGCACUACCCGGCCCCACGCCUCUCCAUCUCCUCCCGAGCCACGGUGGUAGCCAGAAUGGAAGGCACCUCCCAGGGGGGCCUGCAGACCGUCAUGAAGUGGAAGACAGUGGUUGCGAUCUUCGUGGUUGUGGUGGUCUACCUCGUCACUGGUGGUCUCGUCUUCCGGGCACUGGAGCAGCCUUUUGAGAGCAGCCAGAAGAAUACCAUCGCCUUGGAGAAGGCAGAAUUCCUGCGGGAUCAUAUCUGUGUGAGCCCACAGGAGCUGGAGACGUUGAUCCAGCAUGCCCUUGAUGCUGACAACGCAGGAGUAAGUCCAAUAGGAAAUUCUUCCAACAACAGCAGUCACUGGGACCUUGGAAGUGCCUUUUUCUUUGCUGGAACUGUCAUCACCACCAUAGGGUAUGGGAAUAUUGCUCCAAGCACUGAAGGAGGCAAAAUCUUUUGUAUUUUAUAUGCCAUCUUUGGAAUUCCACUCUUUGGUUUCUUAUUGGCUGGAAUUGGAGACCAACUUGGAACCAUCUUUGGGAAAAGCAUUGCAAGAGUGGAGAAGGUCUUUCGAAAAAAGCAAGUGAGUCAGACCAAGAUCCGGGUCAUCUCAACCAUCCUCUUCAUCUUGGCCGGCUGCAUUGUAUUUGUGACGAUCCCUGCUGUCAUUUUCAAAUACAUCGAGGGGUGGACGGCCCUGGAGUCCAUUUACUUUGUGGUGGUCACUCUCACUACGGUGGGCUUUGGUGAUUUUGUGGCAGGGGGAAACGCUGGCAUCAAUUACCGGGAGUGGUAUAAGCCCCUAGUGUGGUUUUGGAUCCUUGUUGGCCUUGCCUACUUUGCAGCUGUCCUCAGUAUGAUCGGAGAUUGGCUACGGGUUCUAUCCAAAAAGACAAAGGAAGAGGUCGGGGAAAUCAAGGCCCACGCGGCCGAGUGGAAGGCCAAUGUGACAGCUGAGUUCCGGGAGACGCGGCGGCGGCUCAGUGUGGAGAUCCACGACAAGCUGCAGCGGGCGGCAACCAUCCGCAGCAUGGAGCGCCGGCGCCUGGGCCUGGACCAGCGGGCCCACUCGCUGGACAUGCUUUCUCCUGAGAAGCGCUCUGUCUUUGCUGCGCUGGACACGGGCCGCUUCAAGGCCUCCUCCCAGGAGAGCAUCAACAACCGGCCCAACAACCUGCGCCUUAAGGGGUCAGAGCAGCUGAACAAACAUGGGCAGGGAGCCUCUGAGGAUAACAUCAUCAACAAGUUUGGGUCCACCUCCAAACUCACCAAGAGGAAAAACAAGGACCUCAAAAAGACCUUGCCCGAGGACGUUCAGAAGAUCUACAAGACCUUCCGGAAUUACUCCCUGGAUGAAGAGAAGAAAGAGGAGGAGACGGAAAAGAUGUGUAACUCGGACCAUUCCAGUACUGCAAUGUUGACUGACUGCAUCCAGCAGCAGGCCGGCAUAGAGAACGGAAUGGUCCCCAGCGACACCAAAGACAGGGAACUCGAGAACAACGCAUUACUUGAAGACAGAAACUAAAUCUUAAGGACAUUGGACUUGUUGAAGCGCUUGUGUUUUUUAUAUUCACCCUGAGACACGUGCCUUAAACAGACUUCUCGUUAGUCCGAAAUUACAUAGCAUCGAAGAAUAUAUUUCACUGUGCCAUAAACAACUCAGAAAGCUUGCUCUGCCAAAAGAAAUCAAAGAACAAGGACUUCACUUCCGAUAGUGACCGCAGGACACCGAGGGAGCAUUUGCACACAUAGGAGGUCAUACCCGCAAAUGUUAAGGGCAUGUCCAUGGUGAUGCUGUGCCCCUGUGCAGUACCGCCUUGGCAUGGCGCGUAGAAAAGGGCAGCUAUUCCUUAGACCAGCCUUCUGAAAGGAGCAGGUGUGUCUCUUAAAUGGAGUCUCAUUUCCUGAACCUGCCGUUAGUGAUAUGUGCACACACAGAAGGGGAGUGGAUUGGGGGUGAACCUGGUACCUGUGACAAGGGUUGGAGUUGACAUUGUGGCAUGAACUCUGAGCUUGAAUUUUGAUACAAACCAUUCAGUGCACACCUAGUCUUUCUAAGCUCCAAAUGAAUGUCCCUGGGACCCAAGAGCACCUGGAAUCUGUUGGAAGCAGAUCAGAGCACACGUAUUAAAAGGUGCACUUGCUUUCCUCAUUACAAAAGAAAAAAAAAUCACAAACACAUCACACUGUGGCUAUCACCUUAACCAAUGACAGAGGCCGACUGAAUUUUGUCUUUCUCACGGGGGUAGGUAGUCCAAACGAACUUGGAGGCGUUGGUCAAAACUCAGUCUCCACUGCUGCAUGGUUACAGGCAAAAAUCAUGCAUUUUCCUCAGUGGGUGCAAUGUGAAAAAUAAACUGGUUUUGAAAUGUUCAUGUUCACUUUUCUAGUGGAACUUCAGUUAUAACUUGUUUUGAUAAGAGGGGAAAAAAAUACCAAAACUAUUGCCUUGCAUGAUGCCAGUGGCUUGCUGUUCUGUCUAGCUGAUGCUAAAUUUUUAUAAAAAUAGACAUCUUGCAUGUCUGACACAUACCAAGGAGGACCGUGGCAUCAUUCCAUCUCAGGGCUUUUUGUCCCUUUGGGUGUCUUAGGGUAGACAUAGUUACGAGAUCCAACCUUGCUAUCUUCAAACAAAAGGAAAAUUAAUCCCUCAACCAACCCUUGUACAAUGAAGAUUGAAUUGUUUUAAUUGCUUGCAGCUUAAGUGCCAUUAAUACCAUUUACAAAAUAAUACUUAAAAGAAGUAUCUAAAAUAUUUCACUUUUAUG
Messenger RNA from Equus quagga, 3563 nucleotides. It is a transcript of the gene KCNK10, whose product is annotated as potassium two pore domain channel subfamily K member 10. Lineage: Eukaryota; Metazoa; Chordata; Mammalia; Perissodactyla; Equidae. Gene Ontology annotation, cellular component: membrane. Gene Ontology annotation, biological process: potassium ion transmembrane transport; stabilization of membrane potential. The coding region runs from base 713 to 2320 and encodes 535 amino acids. The transcript is spliced from 7 exons. The record is from RefSeq and is a predicted model, not a curated record. Gene Ontology annotation, molecular function: potassium ion leak channel activity.